This is a messenger RNA of Toxoplasma gondii ME49, 5069 nucleotides long. RefSeq names its product SET domain containing lysine methyltransferase KMTox (gene KMTOX). The transcript is spliced from 6 exons. NCBI's taxonomy places the organism in Eukaryota, Apicomplexa, Conoidasida, Eucoccidiorida, Sarcocystidae. The record is from RefSeq and is a predicted model, not a curated record. Bases 583 to 3225 code for a protein of 880 amino acids. Gene Ontology annotation, molecular function: protein binding; transcription cis-regulatory region binding.
AGCACGUCCACCCUCCUCCCAUCAAGUCCGCGGUGAUUUCAGGGCGCGUGCACUUCACUUGGACGGCAAAGCUGGGCACAAGUGUCCCGGUUUCCCCACCGGUUGGUAGAAUCGGAUUUUUUGCGCAGUUUCUUUUCUUUUCGGCCGCAGCUAAAAGUGCAUUUCGCCGGCUUCUCUUGGGUACUCCUCCCAGCGAGACUGCGCUGUCUCUACCAUCCGUCGUCUCGUAAGACAGGCGCAUGGAUCUCGGCUGUGCCCCCCCCUUCGUGUGAGCGUGGUCUGGUGGUCGCGACUUUCUGUGAUGCGCUCAAAAGGGCGUGGUGUCCACACACCCGCGCGCGGAAAAGACAAGUUUUCCUCUUCGUUUCUUUAGUUGAAGUGGAGACUGCAGAGCUUCCAAGAGCGGCGGACAGCGAACUCCCGUUGGCGAACAGUGGCCACCGCGGAGGCGCUUUCCUCUCCGUGAAACUCCCCGGAAGACGGUGUGCAGCGGCCCUGGGAAAGCAGAGUAUCUCUGGAUAUUGCGUGUCUGGGAAAUCCUUCUGCCUCGCUGUGCCCAAGUCUAGUGAGCUUUCUGAAGACAUGGCUUCCGAGUGCGUGGAUGAGAACUCGAAACCGUGGAUGCGUGUCACGGUGAGCUGUGCCCUCCUCCCGGAGGUGCUCAAACAAGGCGCGGAGGCAGGAGGCGCGGUGAAACUUACCGGGAACCCGUCUGAACAGAGCUCCGAAGACGGCAGCCACCACUGCUCCUCAAACUUCCAGAACUCUCCUGUUACAUCGGACUUGUCCGUCCUCGAUGCCUCGCCGUGCGGCCUGCCCGCCGAAAAGCGCAAGCCUCCACACAGAGAGACGUCCAUCUCGUCGAACGCCUCUCAGUCGGAAAGGGAAAUUGCCCCCACAGCCACUCGACGGCUUUCUCCGAAACCUGAGACAGCGACUUUGUCGCCGUCCGAGUCCAGCUCCCUCACUGCCGCGACUCUCUCCAACUGCUCCUCACGUGUGCAGUCAAGCAGCGACGAGAAAAUCGGAAACUGCCCGUCCACGUCUGCGUGUUCGGUUUCCCAGACUACCGCUUCGUCGGAAGCCCCCUCUUGGCUUUCCUCAGGUGCGUCUACAGCGCAGGUCCUCUCUGAGCGCCGCGGUUCCAUUGAGGAGCAACCUGCGCCCGAGACGUCAGCCGCGGCUGUUCGUGUCUCUCGCUCUUCCUCCGACUCGGAGAACCUCUUUGCCUCUUGCUCUGCUUCUCUUCGAAAUCUGGAGCCGGAUGACAUCAGCGAUCCGGAAAACGAAGCUGCGGCGCCUGCAUGCGCCGAGACAGGUGCAUCGCGCGCGCAAGACGCUGCAGCCGUACGUGCGGACGCGGAGAACCUGGGAGAGGGCGAAAGCCACAUGGAAACUGCUUCCACACGAGCGGAGUCUCUCGCAAAGGACGCAAUAAGUAGCAAAGUCUCACGGCGGGGCUCCGCGCAUACAUCCUCAGAUGCCUCGGGGCAGUGUCAGGAUGCCCUCCCUUCUGUAGGGGAAGGAAAACCUGGCGAGAUGAACGGGAGGGAGGAAGAUGGAGAGGCCGAGAAACCGGAGGCCAGUGCGGAGAGUUUACAGGGAAGCGAUGGACAGGCAAAUGAGAGUGAGGCGCCGAAACCCGGCGGAGGCAGAGUCGACGCGAAAAUGCGGGCAAAAUUCAAAAGAGAAUUCGUGCGCAGUUGGGUCGACAUCAACCGCGCGCCUUCCUGGCCUCCCAUCAAGAAAAACAAGUACCUCAGCAGCGACUGGAAACGCGUGGACCUCAGAACGGCGGCGGGCGAGAUUCGCGUGGAAACGAAGAAACAUCGGCUUUUCUUGAACGAUUUGUGUUUCCUCUUCGACGGCGUUUACACCCAAAAGAGCACCCUGGGAAGGAAGGCAGGACUCGGCCUUUUCUGCGAACGACCUGAAGGACUUCACAAGGGCCAAAUCAUCACGGAAUUCGUCGGCUGGCUCGUCGAUCGGGACCUCGCCGAAAGCUACAGAAAACAGCGAACCGCCUCUCACAUCGUCGCCGUCCAGAAAGGCUUCCUGUACAUCGACGGAGCAAAAGAGCCGGCGUACGGCAUGGGCGGCGGAAGCUUCGCGAAUGACGGCAGCGAAUUUCUCGGAGGCCCGGGGAACAACGCGCAGUUCUACCACUGGUUUGACGACGAGUUAGGGCGGACGCGGGUUUUCCUGCGAGCCACAGCGGACAUCAAGAACGGAGAAGAAAUUUUCGUUCCGUACCACAAGACGUACUGGGUAGACAAUUUUGAAGAACAGGCCGAGAAUUGCCCGGAUGCAUUCAAGCAGCGGAAGCUGGAGCAGCUGCGGCGGCGGUACAAAAAUCCUGAGUUUGUGCACAUUCCACAUCGCGAGGAGGUAGCGAUGCGCGAGCGAGAGGAGGCGGAGCGUAGGAAGCGGGACAAGGAAGAGAGUGAGAAGAAGAAGGCGGCCGCGAAACAGCCGCGGUGUCCCGUCAAGCGCCCCUGCUCGGCGUACCUGCUCUUCUCUGUCGCGCGUCGGAAGGAGUUGCUGAAGGCCUGCGGCAUUUUGUCAAAAGGCGACGACGAACCGGCUUCGCAGCAGGUCUCAGAAAGCCCAGAAGUUCCGCGAGAAGGCCAGCGGAAGCGCCGCGCCUCCUCUGCGUCUCAGGCGGCGGCGCCCGUCCCCGCGGCGGCUAAUAAACGGCGAAAAGCGGAGAAAGACGAGCCGAGCAGCCCUGAAGAAACCAAGAGGGGACAGGUUGUGGCCGCUGCAGGCUUGAAGCGCGGGGCGGCGCGUCCUGCAUGUGUGGGCGACGAGACCGCGCAGAAGCUGGCUGGCUGGCUAGCGAAAGACGGCGCCGCAAAUGUGCGGACGUUGUGUGCAGAGUUGACGCGCGAGGUGGCGCGAGAGUGGGGAAACAUGCGACCCGAGGAGAAGAAGCCAUGGGAGCAGCUGGCGGAGAAAGAGAAGAUCCGGUACGCAAAGGCGGUCCGGACGUGGAGGGAGAAACUGAAGAAGAAGAAGAGCGGGAGGGAGACGGCGACGCGCAAGCGGAAGGUGCCCUGCUCGAGGAAGGGGCAUGGCACCGAGAAGGGCGAGAAGGCGGGGAAAGUCAAGCCGCAGGCGGACACGAGCCCAAGGGAGGCGGCCCCAGAAGGGACAGAGACGCGCGACCACGAGGACGUCCAGGCGGGAGCGAAAGACAGGGCAGCGACACAGAAAGAGCGAUGAGCCGCUCCGACGCACAGGCGCCGAGGAGGGCCAGUGGGAAAAAUGAAGCACUACCCAAUAAAAGAGGCGAGUUUGUCCGAGAGGUCUGGAGGACGCGAGUUGGCCUCCGGGCUCAAGUGAAGAAAAAACCUGCGUUUCUUGCGUUCUCUCUCUCAAAGCCAUCGCAUAAACGGCCGCUCUCCCUGUCUUCGUGGGGCGUAUGCAGCUGCGCUUUGGAUCUCUGCGUCGCCGUGUCGCGAUACACCAAACCCAGUGGCAGUUCAGUUCUCGGCGGCUGUUCUGUGGCCGUCGUUGCGGAGGCUCGUGUCAUGUUUCUUGCGUUUUCCGACCCGUGGCUCUCGCCAUAAAGAGAGGUUCCGCGCAGAGUGACAACUCUUGGCCUACACUGGCGAAUCACUUGUACACAGAUACAUGUUGAAGCUUGAACGGCAACGAGAAAGGGACGGUGCGGCAGGUGGUUUGAGAGAAACAUGCGCGUGUCGCGUUUGCUCUCUCGCCGACUGUGCCUUGAGUAUAGAUGGAUCUCGGGGUCCGCAGAGGGAGAGAGCGACGAAGGCGGCUUCGCGGUCCUUGAUUUAUCUGUUGAAAGCGAUCAGCGCGUCUGUCCGGAAAGCGAGAAGAUGGGGGUUCCAUGGGGGCUCGGUACUCCUCUCCGUUCCCACGACACAUGUAGCGCUGAUCGUAGCCAAGUUGGAGUUCUCUACUGUAAAGAAACCGACUUUUUGUGAACUAUGCAGAGGGAUCGAGACUCCAGGGGCCAGUCGCCAUGUCGCGCUUUGCACGACACCAAAACUCACUGGUCACACGAGUGUGUUUCCGACGCGUUCUUGUUCUUUAGAAAGGGUCACCCACGGAGCUUACAGCUUUUUUCAUUGGCUCCAGUAUCGGUGAGCAAGACGGCGCCGGGGAACGCGCACUCUUACCCUUGAAAGUAUUCUUCGGCAUUCGAUUUCAACUCGCUCUAACGCAAGAGACGGAGGACGUGCGUGUUGCGUGUCCUUCAGAAAGAACAGAGCAUUCGGUAGUGCGCACGACUUUGGGUGGAUGGUGCUCCCUCUUUUUGUUGUUAUCCUUCGUAAGCAACAAUGGACGCGAAGGAGUCAGAACGACGCUUUCUGACGGUUCACUUUUCUCCCUUCUCUGUGAGUCCUUUUCUUCGUCUUGACUGCGUAGAAUCAGCGUUUGGUCGGCAUACGCGUCAUGAGAAUGUCGAUUUUCUCUUGGGAGUGCUGAGGUUUUCUUGAUGCUUCUUGUGGGCAAAGCAACGCGCGGGAUUUCAAAGAGAAGCGCAUUCUUCCGGCUGCGUGUUUUGUGCCUUUUCUAGAGAAAAGAGGUAUGCCUUCGCAAGUCUCGUUUCCCUUUCUGUAGAAACAAAUGUAUGACGGUGAGAUUCACCAGUGGGCACUUUUUGUGGCUUGUCCGGUUUCGCGUGGCCGUGGACCGCCUCGUAUCAUCCACUUUCCUUAGGCGACCUCACACAGUCUGAUCUUCUCACAGCGAGUAAAGGACAGAAUCGUUUUCCCCCACUCUGACACCUUUUGAGCUCCCUUCCUCGCAAACGUGUACACCCCCGGAAAUUUCGAGUAGUAAGGGGAACACUGCUAACCGCACGUACAAGGCACCAGCGUACGUUUGUUUCACCCCAACAAGUGGGUCUUGCUCCCACACGUCAUCAUCUGAACACAUGCCAUCAACGGACUGCCCUUCCUGCUUUAGUGCGUAGUUGCGCACCGAUUUUUUUGGUAGUGCGUGUCCUCGUGGCGCCUGCAUGAAGUAUUGCCCAUACGGAUUUUCCAGUCUAAUAAUCUUGAGGAUCGCCUCAAAGGAACCUCGAGCAGUGAAAG